AUGACCAUCAAAAGCACACUUCGUCCUGGAACUAUUUUGGGCACAGGACCAAUUUGCCGAUUUAUAAUGGAUGGAGUACUGGAAGGAUUGUUUUUAUCCCUUCUCUUUCCACAGUCAGUUGCUGCUCUGGAGCUGAAUGUUCCCUCAAGUCAUCGAGCUGGAAUGGGAUCUGACACCCUGAUUCCCUGCACGUUCACUGUGGAUAAACCUCCUGUGGAUCCCAGAUUCUUUGCCGUACAUUGGUACCAUCAGGGAAAGGAGAUCCUGAGUUAUGAUGAUAUUGUGACAUCUAACAAUCCUGCAUUUUCUGUAGAUACAACCAAAGCUCUAAAUGGGGACGCCUCUCUGUCUAUUUCUGGAGUAAGAGUAUCUGAUGUUGGAAUCUAUACGUGUUCCAUACUUUACAGUCCAGAAAGAAAGGAAAAGGAAGUUAGCUUCUUAGUUUACGCUCCUCCAGAGAUCACUAUCACCGGGAGAAUUGCUGUUAUAAAUAAGGAGAGUAUUCUGAGCAGCUCCAUCACCGGAUUCUACCCUGUGGACAUCGACAUUAAAUGGUCCAAGGAUGGGGAGAUCCUCAAUAAUUAUACCAUAUCAGUCCCUCAGAGGAAUCCAGAUGACACGUAUAGCGUGAACAGCACAGUAACCAUAAUACCCACCGAGGAGGACAAAAUCCGGACCUUCUCCUGCAGAGUCCAACAUGAAUCUCUCUCUGGAUUUCUUCACAAAAAUUUUCAACUGGAAUAUAAAAUGAAAGCUCCUCUGGAGGUCACUAUCACUGGGAGAAAAGCUGUUCUAAAUAAGGAGAGUAUUCUGAGCAGCUCCGUCACCGGAUUCUACCCUGUGGACAUCGACAUUAAAUGGUUCAGGAAUGGCGAGAUAUUAAAUAAUUAUACCAUAACCGUCCCUCAGAGGAAUCCUGACGGCACGUACAGUGUGAACACUACAGUAACCAUAAUACCCACCGAGGAGGACAAAGACCGUAACUUUUCCUGCAGGGUCCAACAUGAGUCUCUCUCUGAACCUCUAUACAAAUACUUCAAGCUGGAUUAUGGCAGUAAAGGACAAACAAACAACAACAACCCAUCCUCAGAUGAAAACAUACUCCUUUUGGGAUCUCGCCCACAUGUUGAAGAUAUCAUAGUAUCCGAUCAAUCACCUUGGUCCCAGAAGGUGAAGCUGGAGUGUAAGAUCUCGCGAUGCGAUAACCCGGAUAGUCUGACUGUGACCUGGUAUAAACAGGAGCGAGGGGAUCUCCAAGCAGUUACAUUACAUUCCAGUGAUAUUUAUGAGAUCCCGGACCUCAGACAUGAGAUACAGGAGGAUAACACGUACAGCUGUACAACAUGUCUGCUUAUCAGCCAAUCACUGAGCUCAGCGCAACCAAUAGAAUUCAUCUGCAGAGUGGAACAUCCCAGCCUGGAGCAACCGAUAGAGAGACGGAUUGAACAUGGGAAGGAGCUUUUCAUAGAAGUGGAAGAAAUAAUUGUACGAGAUGAAUUAUUUUGGAGCAAGACGGCCAAGCUACAGUGUAAAAUCUCUGGAUUGUACUCUGAGGAUCUGACUGUGACCUGGCUUAAACAGGAGAGUGGAAACGGGAGACAAGAAACUUUAUAUUCCCACCGAAACUACCAGAUCCCGAAUCUCGUAUAUGAGAAGCAGUCAGAUGGCAGAUACAGCUGUACAGCAUGUCUAGACUUCACUCCAUCAAAGGGCUCUGAGCAAAGAAUAGAAUUCAUCUGCAUAGUGAGACAUCCCAGCCUGGAGCUGCCAGUAGAGAGAAGGUCCGGACCAUUAGAAGUGAAGGAUAAACAUGCACAAACAGUUGCAGAAGAUACAGGAAUGAGGCCCUCAGAAUCAGCAAAAAUACCUCCAGCAGAAAAGAAAACAAAUGGAAAUGCUUACAGCACAGGGACCCGAUUUCCAGUAAGAAACAUAAAGAAAGAAAUAUUAGAGAAAUCACAAAAACAUACUACUGAAAACAAAUAUCAGAUAAAGACAGAUCACUAUACCUCAAGUGAGGUCUAGACAGAUCACAAUGAUUCUAAUCAAAUGAUGGUGGAUCAGGGAGAACAAAUAGAGAGAUGGUAGCGAAUGGAGUGGAGACACCUAAUGAACAUACCAAAACAGAUCCAGUACUGAAGUCCUUCGUAUGUUGGAGAAUCCCAACAACUAAAGAGAAAA
Molecule: messenger RNA, 2181 nt
Organism: Pelobates fuscus (common spadefoot toad)
Lineage: Eukaryota; Metazoa; Chordata; Amphibia; Anura; Pelobatidae
Product: tyrosine-protein phosphatase non-receptor type substrate 1-like
Exons: 9
Coding region: 1-2025 (674 amino acids)
Source: RefSeq, a predicted model, not a curated record